AUGCAAAGCCUGCUAUGGACCUGCGUCCUCUCCCUCCUGUUAUGGGUUGGUGUGGGAAACGCCGAGUGUGUCUUCCCCGACGAGAAUGGCAAUCUGCCGAAGCAGCACAUCGUGGUCAUCGACCGCAUCCCCGUCCAUCUGAGCGCCGCCAUCUGCUCCAACACCACCAUCAGCGUCGCUGGAACAACGGUGCCAGUGACGAAUGCCCCGACGGUAUUGCUCACCGACUUUAUUGUCGAGAACACAAUCACGCUCACUUCAACACUGAGCCCAAUCACACCUUUCAAUGGCCUAUUCACAACCAUCACCCGAGGAGUGCCUCAGGGCUCUUCUACCUCCACCAUCACCCUCGACCCUCAAGAUGGCUCUGACCUUGGGACACAGAUCGUCCUGCAACCUCUCCCCUCAGAUUGGCAAGGCCCAUUCAACCCCAUACAGACGCGCUUGAUCAUCCCUUGGGGGGUUUCAACCACGCCGUCAGUCUACGAUUCGGGGCCGUCUGCGCCUGGUCUCGGCGGCGAGACCGCGUUCCCCCGGAGCCUCAUCGUCAUCACGGCGCCCUGGACCGGCUCUGUCACGAACACCGUCUUGCUCCCGCCUCGGCGGAGUGACGAGGUGGGCACGCGGAUCCUCUUGACGCCGGCCUCUGAACCCUUCACGGGGUCGUUGACAGCAGUUACGCAGCCGUGGACCGGCAUGGUACCCACGACAAUCACUCUUCCAGCUCGUGGGACAGACACGAUUGGCACGGAACUCGUGUUGACGCCGAUAGACCCCUCCGCCCCCACCGAUCCGCCUCUCGCCCGUUCCUUCACAACAAUGACAGGCGUCUGGACAGGAACAGCGCUGUCGACUGUGGACCUGCCUCCGGCUGGUGGUGAUGAUAGUAUCGGAACCCGUAUCCUUCUCAGGCCCACCACCGAAGGAGGUGAAAGUGAUCCCGCGCCGUCUCCUCGUCUCUUUAUUGAUAUCACGGGUACCGGGACCGGAACCGAUCCCACCACCAUAACGAUCCCGCCAGCUGAAACGGGGACGUUGACAAUCGCCACCCGGCUGAUCCUCAACCCGGCCACGACUCCGGGCUCAGCUGGCAUCACGGGGAGCAGCAACAGACCCCUCGACCCCUUUGGUCGGCUCUUCAUCCCGCCCGAAACUGGCACCGACGAUCGCUUCAUCACAAUCACGUCGACCACGACCGGUGCGGAUCCCACCACUCUGACCCUCCUGCCCACCGAGAUCGGUGGUACGGGCACUGUGAUCGUGUUCGACACGCUGACCGUCACCGUCACCGCUCCCACCGGGGGACUCGGCCUCCAGACCCUGCUGCCAACAAGCGGCGGAUCGGUCGUCUCGACCACGACCCCGGGGGGCCCCAUCAACCCUGCCGAGUUGGUUGACGGUGAUUCGAGCGCAGUGUCGUCCUCGAGUGGCCUGACCAGCGGUCCCGUUGGCAACAACAUCCUCACAAGCCCUGAGGGAGGAUCAGGCACCAAUCCGGUGCCGGACAUCACCAGCACCCCUUUCACCCAGCCUGCUCUCCUCACGAGUGAUCCGGACGUCCCAGCCACUUCGACCACGACGGAUCCCGGCCUGCCUCGGCUGCUUUUGACCACGACCUCCAGUGCCCCAGCCACAUCGGACUCUGAUCCCCCAAUCGAGCCGUUUGAGUUUCCCGAUGAUGAAGUUGUCACUGACCUCAGCUCUUCUCACCGGAGCCGCUUCGACAACAACAACAACAGCCACUACUUCAAGUGGACCUUCAGACGACCCGAAUAA
Messenger RNA from Colletotrichum higginsianum IMI 349063, 1776 nucleotides. RefSeq names its product 60s ribosomal protein l19. The record is from RefSeq and is a predicted model, not a curated record. Bases 1 to 1776 code for a protein of 591 amino acids. Lineage: Eukaryota; Fungi; Ascomycota; Sordariomycetes; Glomerellales; Glomerellaceae. The transcript has 3 exons.